GUCACGGAAUUGAGAGAGUUCAGAGAGAGAGGGAGAAACGAGAGGAGAUAGAGAGAGAAACUUAUCCCCGUUCUCUCACUACGAAACCUGUUUUAUGGCGGUGCAAGACCCGGAGAUGAACCGCAGAGACGAUCCGGAAUCAUUCGGCGAAGGCCGAAGCAACGCUCUACUGGCCAAUACGCGGUGUGGUUUUUGCUUCCCUUGCAUCGGCUCACGGCGAUCCUCCGCCGCCGUCGGAUUGGCCUGGUGGGAGCGAAUCCAGACCGCACAGGGCGACCACUGGUGGAACCGCGGAAUCAGAGCCUUCAAGAAGCUCCGCGAGUGGUCGGAGAUCGUCGCUGGUCCGAAGUGGAAGACCUUCAUCCGGAGAUUUAAUCGGAACAGAAGCGGAGGAAAUCGGCACGGGAAAUUCCAGUACGACCCCUUGAGUUACUCCCUCAAUUUCGACGAAGGUCUGGUGCAUAACGGUAAUUCCGAGGAGGACGAUUACGCCGGUUUUCGUGACUUCUCGACCCGAUACGGCACAGUUUCGGGUCCGCCGCCGGUUCAGCCGGUGGCCAUAGGGCCGCGUAGUAAUGACGUGGCGGUGUUCGCGUGAAAGGGGAGCUAACUUGCGCCGCUGGUGCCAACGGGCAACGGCUAAUUGUGCGCUGGAAUGUCCGCCGUUCUGAGCUGGAGGGUUGACCCGGUGACGUCAUGUGACGGCGCAUUUAGACUUUUAUUACUGUUAUUAUUAUUAUUAUUAUUAUUAUUAUUAUUAUUUUGUUGUUAUAUAGAUAUUAUUAUUUUUUAAUUCAAUUUUAAUGAUUUUGUUUCCAGAGAUUGGUGGUGUACUUACUGUACAAAAGAUAGGGAAAGGAAAGAGAUGAGGAUAAGAAUGUUAUAGUUGCAAGUUUGUAUUUGUAUUUGUAUUUUUUUUUUUCUUUUUGAGUAAAAAAGUUUGUAUUAAAAUU
Morus notabilis is the source of this 953-nucleotide messenger RNA. RefSeq lists its product as uncharacterized. Bases 95 to 598 code for a protein of 167 amino acids. The record is from RefSeq and is a predicted model, not a curated record. Lineage: Eukaryota; Viridiplantae; Streptophyta; Magnoliopsida; Rosales; Moraceae. The transcript has a single exon.